CCUCUUCACACCAACCCCAAUCCUUCCUCGUUUUCAGCUGGUGAUUUCCCCCACUACUUCCACCAUUGACAAGGGCUUUUGUUUAUUCACUUCAUAACCUUAUAAAUAGCCCUCUACAUCCCAUGGAUCUUCCCCAACCCAAGCAACAAUACCUCCAAACAUCCCUCCAACCCAAACCUCUUUCUCUUUCUUACCUUGUUUGAUUGGAGCACAGAUAUGGCUUCUUUUUUAUGCUUGAAGGCUCUGGCUUGUCUGGCUCUUGCUCUCACUCUAUGUGUGCAAGGCACCCUAGGAGAAGGAACCAUCAGUUGUGAGAAACUGGAGAAGGACAAGUGCUCAUUUGCGGUAUCAUCAGCAGGGAAGAGAUGUGUGCUUGAGAAGAGCGUGAAGAGGAGCGGAGAGGAGGUUUACAUUUGCCGGACAUCAGAGAUAGAGGCAGAGAAUGUGAAGGAUUUGAUUGAAACAGACCAAUGCAUUGAGGCUUGUGGUUUGGACCGCAACUCGUUGGGGAUAUCUUCUGAUUCCCUCUUGGAGUCUCGCUUUACUCACAAGCUUUGUUCUUCUUGUUGCUACCAUAGCUGCCCCAACAUCGUUGAUCUCUUCUUCAAUCUCGCUGCUGGUGAAGGCAUAUUUCUUCCCAAAUUAUGUGAAGCACAAGGAGCAAACGCGCGAAGAGCAUUGUCUGAGAUGAAAAGCUCUGGUUUCGUCGCACCAGCUCCAAAAUCCGGUGGCUUCCCUAUGAAAUUCGAAGUUGAACCAGCAAUGGCUCCCAAGUAGAUUUAAAGAGACAUUAUUAAUCAUGGAUGGUUAUUGAAUAAUAAUAUACACAUUGUAUCAUGACCAGGGACUUGUUGAGGACUGCAUAUAUCUUCAGUUCUUCAGGGCAAUGGUGGUCAUGAUCUGCUACAUAUGUUCUAGUGGGUAGACAUAGUUUGUAUUCCUUUUUAAGAUUUUGGUGUGACAUUGGUUGUGUUGGGUUUUCAUACAGGAAGAUGUAUAAUUAAAUAUUGUAGUACCUAGAGAGGUAGCUAUGGUGUGCCAAGUAUUGUAUGAAACAUUAUCCAUCUACUUUAUAAAAAUAAUUACAGAUUCAAAUCA
Messenger RNA from Macadamia integrifolia, 1098 nucleotides. RefSeq lists its product as uncharacterized. The transcript has 3 exons. The record is from RefSeq and is a predicted model, not a curated record. NCBI's taxonomy places the organism in Eukaryota, Viridiplantae, Streptophyta, Magnoliopsida, Proteales, Proteaceae. The coding region runs from base 217 to 777 and encodes 186 amino acids.